AUGGAUCUCGCCAGCCUCAUCUCCCACCCGGGACCAGAUCCCUUCUCGACCUACAAGUCCCGCGCCUCGUACAGUCCUCCCAUGGGCUCGUACAAGCGGUCGAUCGAACAAACCUCGGACUCAUACUUCCCCUCCGUCGCGAUCUCCUACACGCGCUCCCCACAGCCUCCUCUCUCUCCUCCUGUCGAGGAACACUCGCCCAAGUGCUCUCUUCCUUCCAUCUCCACUCUCCUUGAGGGCGCAGACGGCGCAUCCAUUCAUGCAGCGAAGCGGACUCGAAUGACCCCUCCUUUGCAGCGCGAGGUCGACUCCCGCCCGCCGUCACAAGCAUAUGACUUCAAAUCCAACGGCCCCCAAAUCGCCUUGCCACCAACGCCCCCAUUGCGUCCGGGCUCGGGCUUCCACAGCGCCAGCCACUCCCCCGCCUCCUCCAUCUCGGCUGCCAGCGAAGGCAAUGCCCUCAAGCGCUCCGAUUCUUACUCGCAGGUGCCGGUGGCUCUGCCUAGCCCCACAGAGCGGUCGUCCAUCUCCAGCCAGGGUUCCGUGCAGGGCGCUCCUUACGCUUCGCCUGCCCCCAGCGUUGCGUCUUACUCCUCCCCCAUUGAGCCUUCGGCUUCGUCCGCCAUGUUCUACCAACGCACGGCAUCCACCACCGCCGCUCCUCUCCCAACGCCGGCACCCCAACAAAUCAUCUCUCCCGUGACCCCCGCCUGGCAACAUCACCACUACUUCCCUCCCUCCAGCACCACGCCAUUCCAGCAAAACCAUGACCGCUACAUCUGCCGCACCUGCCACAAGGCCUUCUCGAGACCGUCCAGCCUGCGCAUCCACUCGCACAGCCACACGGGCGAGAAGCCGUUCCGCUGCACCCACGCUGGCUGUGGGAAGGCCUUCAGCGUGCGAAGCAACAUGAAGCGUCAUGAGCGUGGCUGCCACAGUGGUCGCCCUGUCGCAACCGCCAUGGUAUAA
This is a messenger RNA of Aspergillus sclerotioniger CBS 115572, 969 nucleotides long. Its product is annotated as C2H2 finger domain protein. Gene Ontology annotation, biological process: regulation of transcription by RNA polymerase II. Lineage: Eukaryota; Fungi; Ascomycota; Eurotiomycetes; Eurotiales; Aspergillaceae. Gene Ontology annotation, cellular component: nucleus. The coding region runs from base 1 to 969 and encodes 322 amino acids. The transcript has 2 exons. The record is from RefSeq and is a predicted model, not a curated record. Gene Ontology annotation, molecular function: RNA polymerase II cis-regulatory region sequence-specific DNA binding; DNA-binding transcription activator activity, RNA polymerase II-specific.